GAACGCACUAUGCAAAGUUAACAGGAUUCAAACACGCACUGUGCGGCAUAUAGGUAUCGCCUCAGCGCACUUUUGUCGUGGGGAUAUAGGGCAUUCGGGUAUCAACACUGACAUAAACAUAUUCCUGAAAUCAUUCCAAAGCGGAGUUAUGUCGACAGUCGUUCCACUUAAACUGUCUGAGUUCAACAUUUCUGACUGCACGGGUUUUCUUAUCGAAGAUCCCUUGGAAAGAUUACCAGAACCAUUUGAAGUAUGGCAUAAGUUGGCCAAAUCAUUACCAGAAUUGGUCAAGAAGGGAGUGUUCCGAGAUGCAGUCGACGAGCUUCCUAUCCUAGAUAGUUCCGUGUUGAAGGACGAGCGACAACAACGCUUGGCUCAUCUCCAACUCUCUGUUAUUGCUUCCGGAUAUGUCUGGCAGGACGAGAACGUACCAAAGAAACUCCCAGUUUGUGUGGCAAUACCACUUUGGAACGUCUCAGAAACUCUUGGUGUAAAGCCUGUCGUCAGUCACCCAGGAUUGUUUCUAGCUAACUGGCAGCGUAAAGAUACAUCAGAAUUACCGUCGCUUAGUAACAUGCGUUGUCUGUACAGUCUUCCAGGAGGAGAAGAUGCGGAUUGGUUUCUUAUAAUUACCAAUGCCGUUGAGUUGGAGUUUGCACCAGCUCUUAAGUGCAUUGUAAAUGGCGCUUACUCUAUGGAUAUUGGGGACAUGGAUGGUCUGGCAUCGGAACUCAUUGGAAUACGAGAUGCUCUUGUAAAUAUGAAGGAAACCUUCACUAAUAUACACGAUAAAGUUAGCCCAGCAGCUUUCUACAACGAUUUACGUCCUUUUCUAGGAGGAUGGGGUAAGGAAGGGUCUGCUUUACCAGAUGGUCUGUUGUUUGAGGGUGUCAGUGAUGUGCCUGUCAAAUGCAUUGGUGACACUGGGGCUCAAACAUCGAUAUUUGCCUGCCUGGAUGCCUUCUUGGGCAUACAGCACUCACAACCAGAAUCCAAAACAUUCCUCCUGCUAAUGAAGGACUACAUGGUACGUGAACACAGAAUGUUUGUUGAAGCCUUGGAGAAACGACCGUCCACUCGGGAAUUUGUAGUGUCUAGCUGUGAUGAAAAGUUAAAGGGCGCCUAUAAUGACUGUUUGACUGCGGCUGCAGAUUUCCGAAGCUUCCACAUCCAAGUUGUAGCCAAAUAUAUUGUGUCAAUGGCAAAUAAGGAUCAGCAGGACAGUAAGGAGAAAUCAGAAGAUAAAGGCACCGGAGGAACAAAUGUCAUGCCGUUUUUGAAGGGUUUAAGGACUGAAACUAAAGACAGCGUCAUAACGAAGUGAUAAUGCUUAUGGAUCGGUUCCAGGAUGUUUUGUUUCGGGAAAGGCAACAAAUGCAAAGUGGCAAAUAGCGGUCGUUGUCAGAAAUAAAGCUGUGGACUGGAUUGCUUGCGAUAUAGUGACGUGGAUUAUCUGUGCAACCAUCAGUCCGAUUUGUCAUGUAUAUAAUAAUUCACUAA
Molecule: messenger RNA, 1500 nt
Organism: Liolophura sinensis
Lineage: Eukaryota; Metazoa; Mollusca; Polyplacophora; Chitonida; Chitonidae
Product: indoleamine 2,3-dioxygenase 2-like
Exons: 15
Coding region: 149-1324 (391 amino acids)
Biological process (GO): 'de novo' NAD+ biosynthetic process from L-tryptophan
Cellular component (GO): cytoplasm
Molecular function (GO): metal ion binding; L-tryptophan 2,3-dioxygenase activity; indoleamine 2,3-dioxygenase activity
Source: RefSeq, a predicted model, not a curated record